Dentiscutata erythropus is the source of this 120-nucleotide messenger RNA. Lineage: Eukaryota; Fungi; Glomeromycota; Glomeromycetes; Diversisporales; Gigasporaceae. The record is from the annotation of a GenBank genome assembly.
AUGAUUUCGAUUUCGGGUCCGGAAAGCAUAGCAAGAAUUAAUGAAGAUCCAUAUAAAAUUAAAUCAGUACAAGAAAAAUACAAGAAAAAGUAUGAUCAUAUAGAUUACAUAAAAAUGUGA